Chelmon rostratus (copperband butterflyfish) is the source of this 1977-nucleotide messenger RNA. RefSeq lists its product as uncharacterized. The record is from RefSeq and is a predicted model, not a curated record. Lineage: Eukaryota; Metazoa; Chordata; Actinopteri; Chaetodontiformes; Chaetodontidae. The transcript is spliced from 9 exons. The coding region runs from base 578 to 1756 and encodes 392 amino acids.
UCGAACAAGUUAAUUUCUCCUGGUUUGUCUCUCUGAAAAUGACAUGUUAGUGUCAGAACGUUUAAAAGAUAUGCGGCUUGUAAAAAACGGUUUAAAUAGUUUUUCGGUUACUCUGGUGCGAAAGAACUGACCACAUCACGUUCACUUCUCCCAUUGAAGCAGUGAGUGUUUGUGCGCCGUCUCGUUUCUGAACCGUCCCGACCACCGUACUGCAGAAGUGGUCAAAAAUGCGACCAACAAUAAACCUUCAACUUUUCAUAACACUGCUUUUAUAACUUCGUGAAAAUACAAAUACGAACUUUGUAUACAUUCGGAUGUACGGAAACAUACCAUGGAUACAUUCAUGAAACACAAAGGGACUGUCGCCGGCUGUAACGACAAUUUAUGGCAGCGAAAAAUCAUCAAUGUUAGCAUGAAGGUGCUAACGUUAGCCACUUCCUGGGUAGUUUUGUAACUGUGUACUAAUGAACUUAUGCAAGUUCAUUGAAGGAAUCAUCAAGAACAGGGAGCCGUGGCGUGUCGACCGGUCGUGUGAAAGCCUCCAUGUUCAGAGCUGAAACACUCCACCUCAGGUGAGAUGGCUCAGGUGCGGCGGUCAGUCGGUGAAGCGUUGUGGGCGAUGUGUGCGGCCGACUCCAUGUCCAUGCCGGUCCACUGGUACUAUGACAUCAACGACAUCUGGAGGGACUUCGGGGGCUGGAUAUCAGGCUUCAACUCGCCCAGAGACAGACACCCGUCCAGCAUCCUCAGCCUCUCCAGCACCAGUGGCAGCGGUCGGACCGCCUGGUCGUCCGGUGGAAAGCGGCCUGAUGUGGUCGGUAACGUGAUCCUCCACGAUAAACUGAACCUGUGGAAGUCCUCCAAAGGCACAGUCCACUAUCAUCAAGGUCUUCAGUCCGGUGACAACACCCUGAACGUCCUCUGUUCUCUCCGAGCGGCUCAGUCACUGGUCUCUGGUCGUUUCACCGACGUCUCCACGCCGGACGCCCGAGCCGCUGUGCUGUCAGACUACGUCCACUUCCUGACGGAGCCCGGCUCGCACCGCGACACAUACGCCGAGUCCUUCCACCGCUCGUUCUUCGUCGACUGGCAGGACAGCAGACCGACUUUGCCCCAUGAGGUUCUGACGUUUGCAGAAAAACACUCCAGGCAGAAGUUGAGCUCCGCGUUCGCCGACAGCCAGCUGGACGCGAUCGGCUGCCUUCCCAUGGUCCUCCCCUUCAUCCUGCUGUCAGCCUCAGCCAAUGAGGAGCAAGCUGUUUCAGCAGCUGUAGAGUUUGUGAAGCUCACCCACCCCCACCCAAAGGUGCCCGACUACGUGUCAAUUUACAGCCGGGCGCUGCACGCCGUGCUGGGCGGAGCCAGCGUCCGCCAGCAGGCCGAGCUCGCUCUGAGGAAGCUGGACGCCUGGGACACCUGCCAGAGCUACAGCCGCAAAGCCGCCAGGUUUGCAGAGUCCUCCGAGGAGCGACUGAAGGUCCACCAGAGCGCUGUGAACUACCUCGGUCUGGCCUGCUACACUAAAGGAGCUCUGUCCAGUAUGUUUUAUCUGGCUCACGAGUUUCAUGACGACCCCAGAGGAGGAAUCCUGGCAAACACCAACUGUGGAGGUGAGAACUGUAACCGCGGUGCGGCGCUGGGAGCCCUGCUGGGGGCGGGGGGCUCGUACAGUGGAGCCGUCGUCCCGCAGGAGUGGAAGGACGAACUGAGAGACGCCCAGGAGUUCAUCCCCGACAUCCUGAAGGAGAUGCAGUGAGAGUGGUGUCGCCCCCGGAGGAGCGGAGGGGAACUGCAGCUUUAAAAAUUCAACAAACCCUGAUUGUCUUCCUGUUUCCACAACAGUGAACCUUUUUUAUUCAAUUUCUCUUGAUUUAUUUCUAUUUAAUAAUGAAAAUCUAUUUUAUUUCUUUAAACUUGUACUCUGACAGUUUUGUUAUAUGGUUUGGAUUGUUUGUAUUAUCGAAUAAAAAAAAGUAA